GAACCCCUUAACGAGUCGGCCGGCGGGGGUCCAGACCUUGCACAGGGGGAAAUUCUCCAAGGAGAGUUCGUUUUCGUCUCCUACAAAGGCGGCAAGCACCAGGGCUUCAUCAAACGACACUACUUGGUCGCCAUGGCUAUGCCAGCAGAGCCUGAUCCACCUGGCAAGCGGCGGAAGAUUUGA
Molecule: messenger RNA, 183 nt
Organism: Symbiodinium pilosum
Lineage: Eukaryota; Dinophyceae; Suessiales; Symbiodiniaceae
Source: the annotation of a GenBank genome assembly